UGGAGUUUGCACUUUGUUUUUCUUCCUCCCCCUCUGUUCCCGAAACAGUCUCUGCACACUGCACUCACUCUGCACUCACUCACACAGAACCACAAGCACAACCAAGAAGAAGAAAGGAAAUGGCGCAUUCUCGCCAACCUAACAAGUCCGGCGUCACGCUUUCCGGCAAGAUCAACAGCAAUGGGAGCUUCUCCGGUACCAAGAGCCUAUACGACGACGUUUACGGAGGUCCACCGAGCUUCGGCGUUUCCAACCUCUCCCCUCGUUUCGAAGACUACGCCGAGAUUUUCGGAAGCUUCCACACCGCACGCGCCUCUUCCAUUCCCCUCCUCGAUCUUCCCGCCGUCCACGACGCCGAGGCCUUCUUCGAUCCCCGAACCCACGCUUUCAACUACACCGAGGUUUUCGGCGCCUUCGAUUUUGCGCUUCCGUACGACGACGUGUUCCACCGCCACAGUGCUCUCGACGGCGUCUCCUCCGAAGAAGUCUGGACUCCAGCAGAAACUGACUCAUUCUCUGGAGAGUCAGACCGUUCUGCAAAUAAUCAAAGUAUGUUGAAUGGAGAUCUUUUCCAUUCCGUUGACACUGAUAGGGGGUUCAACAAUUUAUAUCAUAAUAAGGUCAAUGGUAUAAGCAACGAGCAUAAGCCAAAGGGGAAAACUCGCAUGACUCAGCUGCAUGGUGUUCCUGGUUUCAGUCGAGUAAAUGAUGCAACCACACAAUUGCAUCAGACUGAUUCAUCCUUUCAGAUUGCUGAUGAUAUUGAUUCUGAUAUAGAGCUUGGCCCAGACAAAGUGAAGGGAAACCACCAGAGGAAAACAGUGGCACAUCCGCAUAAUUUUACCUCUGGGGAACAGACUUCUGCUAGUGAUCUAAAUGUUCAAAAUGGAAGCAGCAGAAAUGAUUCUCAUUCCAGUGAGAUGUUCAUAACUGUAUCUGACAUUAGCCUCAGAAGUAAGCCCUCUCAGGUGCCACCCCCUUCUCGUCCACCUCCUUUAUUGGAUGCAAAAAAGGGAGACAUCUGUGGAUUUCAUUCAAACAGCAGGCCGGUUGCUUCUGAAGAGACACCGGGUGCUGGUUCACCACCUUUCUUUGAUGUGGAUGAUCAUAUGAAUUCAUCUGCUACAGCUUCUGCUGAUUCUAUGAGAGAAGCAAUGCUUAGAACGGAAGCAAAAUUUAGGAGUGCCAAAGAAUUAAAAGAGAGGCAGAAAGGGGAUUGUGAAAGCCAUUUAAAAUCAAGUUAUGAUGUAAAAACUGAAGAAGCAAAGAUGUGUAAGGAUAUCACUAGAUUAAGUAGUAUAAAUGAUGAGACAAUGCAGGGAAGUUAUGAUAGGAGACAUUCCAAAACGAAAUUCUCUGUCAUUGAUGACAGGCAGAAACUUAAUAAGGCUUCUGCAGAAACUCUGGACAAUUUAGAAGGGAAAAGAGUUUUAAACAUGUUUGAGGAAAAGGACAAGAUGGAAUCCAGGUCAUCUCAAGAGUCCGAUAGCAGUAUGGGAGUUGGGACAUGGAAAGAUGAAUCUGAAUUUUUUGAAUUGGUGGGAAUGGAAGAAUCUGGAAUGGUAAUUCAACCCACAAAGCAGAGUAAGAAUUUGGUGCAAGGUACUGGAACCCAUAAACAUGGGCAGCAAGAAAGAGAAGCGUCUAAUGUGCAAGAAAAACAUAAACAAGUAAAACCAGCUGAAGAUAAUUAUCAGGGGGAGGAGUAUGAGGAAAAAUAUAUAGCAGCAAAAGAGGCUUGUGAACAUGAUGAAAACAUUAUGAAAUCUGAAGCAUCUAAUGGGGAAUGGAGGCAAAAAGAGCAGAUGAAAAAAGUAAAAAUGGUCAAAGUAUUUGAGGUGGAAGAGAAUGAGAAGAGUAUAAAAAUAGCCCACCACCAUGGAAUAACUGAAAAGAAAGAAACUGAAGCUGACCAAUCUGGAAUCAUAGAAGAUGCGUGUGAAAGAAGACAUGGAGAUAAUAAACACGUGGAAACCCAGAAACCCAAAGAGGUUGAUAGAAAAACACCAAAUGAAGUUGAUCUAGUCAUGGGGCUUAGGGAAAAUGAGAAGAUACUAAAAGAGGUUGAAAAGCAACAGCAGAGUGUGAAAAGGCACAAGCAAUCUGAGAAAAUCGAAGAAAAUGGAAAAACACAAAGAGAAGCUUUUGGUCUAGGACAAACCGAGCAUGAUGAAAAACUGGAAGGUUCUGUGGAGCAGGAAAAUAUUGAUGAAAGAUCAAAUGCAGCUUUUGAACCAAAUUACAUAGAGAAAAAAGAGGCCUGCAAAAGGGAAAAUGAAACAAGAUUAAAACUAGGUAAACAGAUUCAGAUCAACGAGGAACUAAAAGAAGCUCACGAAAGAGUAGAAGUUGAGAAAAGCCUCAAAAGCCUUUAUGAAAAUGAAGAAAAUGAUGAGGGCCUAAUACCUGCUUUCGGGUGGGAUGAGGAUGGAAAGCAACUUAAAGAAGACUUUGAACUGGAAGUAAAUGAAAUAAGACUGAAAGAGGCUUUUGAGCAAAGAGAAAAUGAGGCAUAUGAAAGAGAUCAAGAAGCAGGUGUCAACAAAGGGAUUCAAAAUGUCAUUGGGAGCACUUCAAAUGAAACACUUGCCAUGGGAGGAAGUGGAACUGUAUCAAAUGGGAAUAGUCACAUGGAGCAAUAUGAGAAUAUGGACAAAGAUGUAGGUGGAAGGGAUAAAGAUACGGGACUGAAAAAAGCUUUGGAUGACAUGGGGAGAAAUGAAGGAGGAAACAUGACGAAUGUUAAAGCAACUGAUGAGAUAGAGAGUGAUGAAGAUCUAGCAACUCAAUCAGCCUCCAUUCAUGAAGAAAUUAUUGGAAAACUGAAGGUAUAUAAAGAAACUGUUGCUGACCAAGAUAUUGGAAAGUUGAGAACCGAAUGCAAAGUUGGAGAAAAGGAAUUGAAAGAGACAGGGAUGGAAAAUCAACUGGAUAAUGAAAAAAUCAGGGCACCUGAAAUGACUGCAGGAGAUGCAGCGCGUUCGGGAACCCAGUCAGAAAAGGUGGGUGACAGAGUGACAAAGGCUGAUUACAGAAGCACAGAAGCAGCUGAACGUGCUACAGUACAGGAGACCGUAAAUGUCCAGAAGACUGCUCAGUGGUUUAAUGUUGGUCAAGUCACAGAAAGCAAAGCAAAGACUAUUAAUGAAACUCCUGCUAUACUGAAAGAUGCUAAAAGGAUGAGAAAAGAAAGAGAGUCAGAAAAGGAUCAUCUUAGAAAGAUAGAAGAGGAAAGGGAUAGAGAGAAAGAACAAGAAAGGGACAGAAAAUAUGUUGAGAAAGUAAUGCUGGAGGCUGAGAGAGAAAGGGAAAGAGAAAAGGAUAGGAUGGCUGUUGAUAGAGCAACCUUUGAGGCUCGCAAUAGGGCAUAUGCUGAAGCUUGUGAAAGGGAUGCAUUUGAAAGAGCAACUGUGGAAGCACGGUACAAAGCACUGGCCGAGGCCAGGGAAAGACUUGAGAAGGCAUGUGCUGAGGCCAGGGAUAAGUCACACAUAGAUAAAGAAACUACAGAGGCAAGACUGAAAGCAGAACGUGCUGCUGUAGAAAGAGCAACUGCAGAGGCUCAAGACCGAGCCAUGGAAAAAUUAAAGAUUGAGAGGACCGUGUUUGAGUCCAGAGAACGGUUAGAGAGAUCUGUAUCUGACAAUUUUUGCGGAAGACAAGACUCUUCAUCCCCCGAUAUGCUGGAUCAACAGUUUCAGAACUUUGGCUCUUCCACUGGUUCCAGACAUCCAUAUUCACUUUAUGGUGCUGCCUCUUUUUCUGAGAGAUCAGAAAGAGAAGGUGAAUCAGUUCAGAGGUGUAGAGCUAGACUGGAGCGGCAUCGCCGAACUGCUGAGCGUGCAGCAAAAGCUUUGGCAGAAAAGAACAUGCGUGACCUUCUAGCUCAGAAGGAGCAAGCUGAGAGAAAUAGACUAUCAGAGACCCUGGAUGCCGAAGUAAAGAGGUGGUCUGGUGGAAAAGAAGGAAACUUGCGUGCCUUACUUUCUACCUUGCAGUAUAUCCUUGGGCCUGAUUCUGGGUGGCAACCAAUCCCAUUGACAGAGGUCAUUACUGCUGCUGCUGUGAAAAAAGCUUACAGGAAGGCCACCCUGUGUGUUCAUCCUGACAAAUUACAGCAACGUGGAGCAAGUAUUCAACACAAAUACAUAUGUGAAAAGGUUUUUGAUCUUUUGAAGGAAGCUUGGAACAAAUUCAACUCAGAGGAGCGGUAACAUGGCUGGCAGCCAAGCUCUGUGUUUUUAUCCCUCCUUGUCUCUUGCAACAAGUUACAAGUGUGUAUAGAAGCUUCACAUUGGCCGGGUAAUUCCUUUCCCAAGGCACGCACAGUCCCAACUUCCGAAACCACAGUAAUUAUUUUGUCAGUCUAUUUUCUGUUGUAAUAGUCUCAUAAGUAUUUGUAUGUAUGAAGGAAAUUUCUUCCCAUACUCUAGCAAGAAAUUAAGAAAUUCAAAAGUAAAUAGAUGUAUAAAGCAUGUGAGGCUAAGACCGGCUUUCUAUGAGCAAAAUUGUGAAUUUUUGUUAUAAUAACUUUUUAAUCAAUUUUAAGAAUAGAAGGGUCAA
Molecule: messenger RNA, 4563 nt
Organism: Cajanus cajan (pigeon pea)
Lineage: Eukaryota; Viridiplantae; Streptophyta; Magnoliopsida; Fabales; Fabaceae
Source: RefSeq, a predicted model, not a curated record